UUUACGGUUCUUUUCCGAGUCGGACCGGCGCAAGCAAUCGCUUCUGUCGGUACUGGUGUGUGUUGUUUUCGCCGAAAAAACAACAUUUUUGCCUGGAAAUUUGGUUCCGGAGUUUAAAAGCGUGUGUAAUCGGAGUAUGAACAAUCCCGACCUUUACGUUUCGAUGUCCCUCGACGACGUUAUCAAGCACCGGAGGAAGGAAGGUGGUCGAGGAGGCCGAGGAGGUCGUGGUAGAGGUGGCCGCGGCGGCCAGCAAAUGUAUCGAAACCAGAUGAUGCCUAGAGGCGGCCGCGGCGGCGGCUUUCCUCCAAGAAGUCCUGGCCGCAUUAUGAAACAACGAAUGCCCAACCAGGGCCCCCGGCAAAAUAUGCCCUUCAGGGGUGGGCGAGGAGGACCAAUGCCCCCACGAGGGUUCCCACAGCCACAGUUUUUCCAGAGAGGACGUGGGGCACCCCGUGGCCAAUUUGUUCCUCGCAUGCCUAGGGGUCUCACAACGAAUAAUCCCAUGAACGCUGGAGGCCGCAUGAGGGCCUGGAGUACUGAAGUCCCAAAUACCCAUCCAAUGCCGAACAUGGCACCGCCAAUGCGUGGUAGGGGCCGUGGAGGCCCGCGGGGUGCCAUGCGAGGCAGGGGACGUGGGGCCAUGCAGAACCGACGCAUGCCACAGUAUCAACAACAGCAAUUCCACCAGCAAAAUCAAUAUAUCGAGCCACAAUACCAGCAGCCACAGUUCCAGCCACCACCACCGCAGCCUCAAAUGCAACUGCGUCAGCAGCCGCAAAGGAUGAGGAAACCCAAUUUUACUCAGGCAGCUAAAGUGCAGAUUGCUCAGGAGUUGAAGAACAGCACUAAGACUGCUAGGAACCGCGUCCGACUUGCCGCACAGGUGCUCAUGCAGCGGAAACGACAGCUUGAGGAGCUGACGAUGCAAUCUGCUGAAGCCGACCAUCAGGUUAGCUUGAAACCACGUGGAGUGCGUUUGCAAGGCGCGACACAGCGUGUAACUGGUCUCCGCCGUGGUGGCGGUGUCAUGAAGCGUCAAGUGGACGCCCGAACGGCCAUCAAGCAAAAGAUCGUGCGUGCCUCCGUGAACCGCCAACGUAACCUUCAGCGCGCUCAGGGUCAGCAGAUGCAAAUGCAGCACCUGCCGCCACCGCCGCAGCCACCACAGCCGAUGCCAGCCAGGUCGCUUGCUGCUGCCGCCGUUCGUAGGGCGGCCGCUUACCGCCGUGGAGGCCGUGGCCGUGGAGCUAUGCGCGGUGGCCGUGGAGCAAUGCGCGGUGGCCCAAGGCUCACCCUGCACGAGAGGUUUAGCAACCAGUCAUAUUAAUUUCUUCUGCCAACGACAGUGGCGCUUGCAAGCAACAAACUUUAUAUCUUAUGAUAAUAAGGAGUCAGUGUGAACGACUGUACUCACCACAUUAAUGAAUAUUGUAUUUGAUAACUAGUGCAUUAAAUUUGUGACCACCACUGUGAGCCAGAGCCUUUAUUUCUUGGAAUGCAAGUUGCCUCCAUACAUGUUUAUUUAUUACUGACAAACGCACCUGCUGCCGCCCUUGAAAGUGUACCUGGAGAUUUCAAUGUCAUGCACAGGGCCCGCAAUUAACUCUGAACUCGGUACUCAAUCGAUGAUUUUAAACAAUGUAUAAGGUUCUGGUUCUUCCAGAUAUAUGCAGGAGGAUGUGACCAAGAAAAUACAAAAAACGUUGCUUGUCUUUUGUACUGGUUUUGAUUGCAAUUAAAGUGAGGUCCGUUUUCACUAACCCAAUAUUUUAAUUUUGUACAUAAACAAAAUUUUAUGUUCAACCUGCCAUUUAGGAUUGAUCGACAUUUAGAAAUUAAACGAGAUGAUUUGAAUAAAGUAUGAUGUGCACCUUACCUAAA
Molecule: messenger RNA, 1884 nt
Organism: Cloeon dipterum
Lineage: Eukaryota; Metazoa; Arthropoda; Insecta; Ephemeroptera; Baetidae
Product: ataxin-2 homolog
Exons: 5
Coding region: 137-1330 (397 amino acids)
Source: RefSeq, a predicted model, not a curated record